UGAAGAGAGGCGGUUCUUCUCUUCAGGCAUCAACAUCAGAUCCGAGACUCGGAGCUCGCACAUCUUCCGUCUUCACGCGACUUUGUCCAGUUCACAGAGCUGCAAGAAAAACUUUAUUCAAACCCCAAAACUAGGACUUUUAUUUUUUUUAUUCUUGCGAACAUUUUCUGGACUCACAAAUAUGCUGCUGUGUUCACGCUGCGGAGGGAGAAGAGGCCAGCCUUAGAAUAAACUUCACCCAACAAGUUCAACUCCGCUCCCGGAGAGGAGGAGAGAAACUGCAGAGGAAGCUACUAAACACCCCUGGUUGGAAAUCAUGUGAAACACUUGCUGUGGACGGUACGAUCGCUGCACUCCUUUCCUAAACUUUUCUGACACUUUGGUCGGUCCUGAUGGAAGCAAGAGGAACAUAUGAUUUCUCUGCAACAGCAGACGACGAGCUCAGCUUCAGAAAGGGCGAUAUACUUAAGAUUUUAAGCCCACAAGAUGACUGGUAUAAGGCUGAGAUGAACGGACAAGAGGGAUUCGUACCACAAAACUACCUUGAAUUGCACACUCCGAGAUGGUUUCAGGAGAAUGCCAGUCGUAGCUCCGCAGAGGAGUUUCUGCGGCACAAAGAUGUCGGAGCCUUUGUGAUCCGAGGGUCCCAGAGCUCCCCAGGAGACUUCUCCAUCUCUGUCAAACAUGAGAGUGAUGUCCAGCACUUCAAAGUGUUGAGGGACAACAAAGGUCAGUACUUCCUGUGGCAAGAGAAGUUCACCUCCCUAAACAAGCUGGUGGAGUUCUACAAGAGUGCCUCCAUCUCCAAGACCAGGGAGAUCUACCUCAACGAUGGCAGCUCGGCCAGUCGAAGUCCUGCCAUGCCCCAGUCGGUAAAGAGGGGAAGUUUGCCUGAACAUCAUCAAUCGUCUGCAGCAAUCGCUGCUACACCACGCAGAGCUUCAGACCAGCCUCACAACCAGCUGGCUAAGAGAUCGGGUCUGGAGGAGCGAGCCCACACCAUCGGUCACACAGGAAGGAACAGCCCCAUCAGCUCUGCUUAUCCUUCCCGUCGCACUUCGGAAACCAUGCCUUUGCCUCAGAGGUCGUCCACGGUGCAGGUGAAGGCCCUGUACGACUUCACCGCCGAGGAGGACGACGAGCUCGGCUUCUGUGUCGGAGACAUCAUCGAGGUGCUGGAUCGCUCAGACGCCUCGUGGUGGAGAGGGAGGCUGCGGGGGAGAAGCGGGCUGUUUCCUGCCAACUACACAAUACAGCUGUGAGAACACACCCCGGGCGACGCACAUUCACAGACUCGCUCUGCAGGUUGCAGCAGCUCCUGAAUAUGUUGUUUUUGAACAUAAACAUUGAGCAGCCCGUGACUCAUCUGACUCCCCCCUUUCCCCCUCUGAACCACAUGUCGGCACUUCAUCAGCACUGCCGGGGCACCAGAGGACUGUGAGUCAGUUAGUGUUUUCAGAUUAUAUUCAUACAUAUACUGCCACUCCGUGCGGUGCUUUUUCAGGUUUUAUCGGACUCGUUUUCAUCCUAAAACCUUGCACAUGUUAAACUGGCGCACAGGAACUGCUGCAGAUGGCACUGAGGAAUGUUUUUAAUCAUCUGUAUUGUGACGUGCAGGUAUUUAUUUGCAAAAUACUCGCUGGCCACUCUGUUUCUGCUCAUGCUGUAAGUGUAGUCACAUUUUAUACCACAAGAGAAAGUUUUGUAUUUUAAAAAAAAACAGAAGUCUAACUGCUUCACACAGGCAUGUAAUUUCCUCAGCGCUCACUGACUUGGAAAUAAAAUGAUUUUUGUCACUGA
Messenger RNA from Lates calcarifer (barramundi perch), 1800 nucleotides. It is a transcript of the gene grap2a, whose product is annotated as GRB2 related adaptor protein 2a. The record is from RefSeq and is a predicted model, not a curated record. Lineage: Eukaryota; Metazoa; Chordata; Actinopteri; Centropomidae. The transcript has 9 exons. Bases 393 to 1262 code for a protein of 289 amino acids. Gene Ontology annotation, molecular function: protein binding.